CUCGUUAACUGCUUCCCUGUUGUUGUUCUGUGCGCUGCUGUCUUGCCCCGGACAGACAGACAGACAGCCUUAAACCAUCAAGUUCCUCACUGACGGCUGCCUGCCUGCCUGUCUGCCACAGUGUCAAGUUGGAUAUAUUGCGGGACAGACAGACAGGAUCGAGGCGUCUCUGUACAAAAUAUGAUGCAUGACACAGCCAUGGGCGCGGCGCAGCUGGUUGACUGACUGACUGACGCAAAAAUAGAUAGAUACAGACAGCCCCUCCCCUCCGAUCCACCCACACUCCACACAAAUGUAUGUCACUCACCCACAAACACUGCCAUCCAGCCAUGGCCAUCCAUGUCUUGCGAGUCUGUCAGUGCUGGCCGCCUCAGCCAUCAGCCGCAGUCAGCAAUGUCACUCACUCCCCCAUUUCACGACAGCAACCCGACACGCACACGGCCGCCAAGCAGGCACAGGCGGCUCGGCUCCCCUGUGAAGCAUUGAUCCAUCCAUCCAUCCAUUCCCUCGUGCCUUCACAUGUGCACCCAUGGACUGGACGCACCCACAUGCACUCCACCCAGCAACACAACACUAGCUGUCCCGCCCUCUCCCCCCACCAGCUGACUCACGCAGGCCUGCAGCCCCGACGUACACACACACACACACACAUGCAUACAUCAGACCGGGAAAACAGACACGCCGGCAGUCAGGCAGCCAGUCAGGCGGGCGGCAAACAACCAGAGGGGUUCGUGCAGCUAUGUAGGCUAGGCUAGGCUAUGUGUGCAACUCACACAGUCAGUCGUAGGUUCGUUCCCCAGUAGAAGCUAGCAAGCCAGCCAGGCAGCCAGCCACUGACUCACUGACUCACUGACACGGACCGACCGAGCACCCACCCGCCCCCCUCUCCCCACUCAGUCAUUCCUUCAGUCAGUGAGUGAAACCCACCGCAGUCAAUUCGCCAGCUACUAUAGAUGGAUGGACAAACAAUUGAGAAUUAGACAUACAUACGGCAGUAAGUAUACUGAUACAACAAGCAAGUAAUUCCCCUCCACCUGCCCCCCCCUCCCCCGCCCUGCUGCAUGAACCCACUCAUGGACUCACUGCUGCUGUCCUGUGCUGUGCUGUGCGAGCCAUCCAUCGCUCGAUGAAUGGAUGGAUAGGCAAUCACAGUAUUCUCUGCAGAGUGCGUCGGUUGACCCGUGCACUCUGUGGUGCGGGGGGCGGCUGGAGGGGCUCAGCCAAGGUGGACCUGGACUCGGGAGCCUCGGAUGACUGCUGCUGCUGCUGCUGCUGAUGAUGGCUUUGGGGCUGGGACGGCACUGCAGCUGCUAUCGCCGCCGUCAGCGUACUCUCGGGAGACGACACCUGCAUCGAUGAGUGAUGCAGACAGACAGACAGACAGAGGGGCUAAUCAAUGGGCGACAUCUUACUCCUCUCCUCUCCCCUCCCCGCCACCCCGUGUGCCGUGUUGUGCUUACGCUUCCUUGUGGCUGGCUUGUGGUGGUGGUGGUGAUGAUUCUGUCCAGGUUGCCCUCGCUGCUCUGGGUGGACAUGCGCGCGUCGCUCAGGCCGUCGGCCACCCCUCCUUUCUCCGACAGCAGCGCACCGCCACCACUCUGGUGGUGGUCAGUCGUCCGCUUGGUGGGCGGCACGGAGGGCGUCUUGAUGGCCUCGAUGUCCGCCGUGAAUGAGUGUUUCUCGUCCUCCACGCCAUACCUCGCCGCGAAGGCCUGGGCGCGCAGAAGCUCCAUGGCGUCGCGCUUCUUGACGGCCUUGAGGUUGGCCGCUCGGCGGGGGUGCAGGGGAGUCGCCAACGUGCUGAGGGAACCAUCCAUGGAUGGAUGGAUGGAUGAUCACAGUAAGGUGUGUGGGUGUUUUGCAAACUCCCUCUCUCUGUCUGUCUGUCUUACUCGAGUCGGUUCUUUGAUGCAUGUGCCCCGGGCGCGCCCGUGCCACCGGUGUCUGACACACACACGGGACAUUUGGACGGACACGUGACCCUUUUUUUCUGAAAGGACAUCCUCACUCACUCACCCUUGGGCACCUCAAACCGACGACCUGCAUGCGUCACAGACAGUGAAUGAAUGAACGAACGAACGCACACAACACAUACUCACGGCGAGCAGACUGAUCAUUGCCUGGCGUGCUGGCUGUGCGAGUUGUGUUGCCUCACCCACCUAGCUGUCUGGGUGUUGUGGGAGUGCCCAUGGCAUCGCCCGUUCUGCUGCCGUUGCUGCUCUUCUGGCUCCCCAGAGGGCUCGGCAGGUCCUUCGGGCCGAGCAGCAGACCGUUCACACCGAUCUUGACGUCAGACGCCAGAAACUCCUAGUUGUUCGCACACAUAACACAGAGGCCAUAAGCACGGAAGACCUCUCUGCCAUGGUGGGGGCACGCAGGCAGACAGACUGCCGAGAAAGUGACCGCCAUCAUUCGGGCUCUUCUGACGAUGUCCGUGGCUCUGGAGGGCUUGCUGUCGCCAUCGGCGGAUGAGCUGCCGACGCUCUCGCAGCUGCCCGACGAGUCGAACGGUGCCGCGAAGCGGCUGGAGGCGGUGACGUGCACCAUGGGCGACUCGGUCGUCAUGUGCCGGUUGGGUGUCGGGAACGCCGAACUGUUCGCCUGGCUUGGCGCUGCACACACACACACAGACACACAGACACACACACGAGCAGCGGGCUCGCUAUUGUCCGUCCGUCUCAUGUGUUGUGUGUGAGGUGCGUUUGGUGACUGACUGAGUGAGUGGAGUGGUACCUCGGGAACUGCAGGGCGUCUCGCCACUCUCCUCUGGUAUGGGAUCAAGAGCCUGAUUGAGUCAUUAGCACACACACCGUCCCAAACAGCAGAGGAAGCAACAGAGAGCGGCCUUGGUUUUCGCUUCUCUUCUCCUCACCCAUGUGAGAUUGCUUCUCUUUGCUGCUUCUGCUCCUGCCGCUGCCAUGCCGGGCUCACAAAAACAAAACCGCAAUCUGUACUCAGCGAAGCGUACAAACCGGCCUGCGAGGCUCGGGGCGCCAAACCACCAGCGAG
Vitrella brassicaformis is the source of this 3009-nucleotide messenger RNA. The record is from the annotation of a GenBank genome assembly. NCBI's taxonomy places the organism in Eukaryota, Vitrellaceae.